This is a messenger RNA of Lotus japonicus, 1128 nucleotides long. Its product is annotated as early nodulin-like protein 14. The transcript is spliced from 4 exons. The record is from RefSeq and is a predicted model, not a curated record. Bases 148 to 876 code for a protein of 242 amino acids. NCBI's taxonomy places the organism in Eukaryota, Viridiplantae, Streptophyta, Magnoliopsida, Fabales, Fabaceae.
UCAAUUUUUGCUAUUCCAUAUUUACCCACAGAAAUGGGCCAGACUCCAGAGAUAAAUACAAAUACAGUGCAAAAGCUACAAAGCCUCUUCUAAAUUCACUCUUCUCUCUGCUAUUUUCCUCACAAAAAAACAAAGCACAUUAUCAUAAUGUCCUUCCCCAUCUUCUUCUUCUUUCUUCUACUUUCACUGUUCAAGCUCUCACAUUCCACCACAAUUGUAGUAGAUGGAUUUUCUGAGUGGAAGAACCCAACCGUUCACAUUGGUGAUUCUAUCAUUUUCAAGCACAAGCAAAAUCACAGCCUCUACAUUUUCAAGAACCAGAAUGCCUUCAAUAUUUGCAAUCUCACCCAAGCCACUCUUCUCACCAAUCCCACCACUACCUCCUACACGUGGCAUCCAUCUCGCACUGGUUUCUUCUACUUCACCUUCAACAAUGGCUCGCUCAAAACAUGCCAAAAUUCUCAGAAGCUAGCUAUAAAGGUUUCUUCAGCAGCAGCAGCACCACCACAAGGUUCAGAAGUGACUCCAGAACCUUCUCCAGUGGUAACUACUCCAGCUCCUUCUUCAGGUGGAGAUGUGCCAUCUUCUCCUUCAUUUCCAUGGCCUUUCCGUCCUCACCAAGCAGCAGCUUCACCUGGUCCAGCACCAGCAGCAAGUUCACCGGCGGAGACAGUUCCACUGGUACCAGGUAAAGGGGGUAGCACUAGCACUAGCAUGCCCUUCAUUAACAGCAACCCUGCAGUUCCUCUGCCUACUGGUGAAGUUGAUUCUGCUACCAUACGCCCCCUCCCAACCUCUGGCCAUCAAGGACAGGUGAUGAUUGGGUCAUUUGGAUUUCAUAUUGCUGUGUCCACCAUGGCUUUACUGCUGCUGUAAGAGGAAGAGAAAGAAAGAACUAUGGGGGCCAUUUUAUGUCACAAGAGAGAGAGAGAGAGAGAGAGAGAGAGAGAGGGAACGGGGCAGGGAGGGUAAUCCAAUGAGCUAAGCAUCAUGGAGUGUCUAAAGUAGCUUUAAGAGUGAUGAUUAUACCAUGUAUUAAGAUGCUCUUACAUUCUACUGUGGAAUAUUAAGCACUUUUAGUUUUUUGGAUUUGGAAAGCAAUUGAUUGCUCUGCUUUUGCUUUUUUCC